This is a messenger RNA of Adineta steineri, 966 nucleotides long. NCBI's taxonomy places the organism in Eukaryota, Metazoa, Rotifera, Eurotatoria, Adinetida, Adinetidae. The record is from the annotation of a GenBank genome assembly.
AUGCCACUUUUCGAAACAAUUCCCAUCGAUACUGAUCAAGUCCGUCAACUCGCUCAUGAUCAUUGGAACGUCGAAUUAGGAGAAUGUCUCAAAGCUUCACAAAAUCACACUUUUCUCGCCACGAAAAAAGAUACGACAGAACGUUUUGUCGUGCGAGUUACACCCGAUCCUGAUAAUAAACGAACCGACUGUGUUGAAUUGGAAGUAACUCUAUUGGAAUAUCUUUAUGAGAAUCAAUUACCCGUAUGUCGAGCUGUUCAAAGUUCCAUCACAUCAUCUCGUUUUGUUCGUAAUGAUUCAUUAAUAAUCUGUCUUUUUACAUAUGCAACUGGUGAUCCAAUAGUUUUCACAGAUUGGAUAUGGAUGACAAAUCGAGAGAUGGUAGUUGGUCUUGGUCAUUGGUUUGCUCGUUUACAUAAAUUAACACGUCGUUUCGUUGAGGAACAACCUGUGCUUGCUGGUUAUGCUCGUCAUUGGACUACACUUCAUAGUGGUGUCUUAGCUGGAGUAGAAGUUGAUGAAUGUGACAAAAAAACAGCAUCAGAUCCAAAUUACUUUGGAAUAAUUCAUGGUGAUGUAAAUCCAAGUAAUUAUUUUUGGGAUUCUACUUUUAAAAUGCCAUCUAUGUUUGAUUGGGAUCAAUUACAACAAUCGUGGUUUCUUUACGAUUUAUCAGCACCAAUAUGGUGUACUAUUAUGCUCGAACGAGCUGGUUCACCGAUUGAUCGAACAGCAGUACCACAAGCAAACUCAGAACUUUUUACAAAAUGGCUUCUUGAAGGAUACGAGUCAGAUGAAGAAGGUACUAUUGUUGAUCGUGAAGCUCUUCAUCGAAUGGUUAUCAUUCGUCGAGAAUUAUACAGUCGAUUCUGUCGACAAGCAGUUUUAGAGCUCUCACCUGAACAUCCAAUGGCAGAAUUUUGUCAAUUUAUGACUGAUUUUCUUAAUAAAGAUAAAUCGUUGUAG